Molecule: messenger RNA, 1183 nt
Organism: Penaeus indicus
Lineage: Eukaryota; Metazoa; Arthropoda; Malacostraca; Decapoda; Penaeidae
Product: FK506-binding protein 15-like
Exons: 6
Coding region: 78-848 (256 amino acids)
Source: RefSeq, a predicted model, not a curated record
GGUGGGAGUAAACAACGCCGGGCGACAACAACGGCGCCGCGGAAUCUCUCGAUUUUGUUCUUUUUCAGCGAGAAAACAUGUUCCCAGCUGGUGCAGAGGACGACGACGAUGAUUUUGUUCCAUCGUCGAGCUCAAGAUUAUCAUCAUUAUUUGGUAGCAGCACAGCAAGCAAAUCCUCCAACUUGAAGUAUGUUGCCCCCAAGCAGCCUCGACCAGAGAGAAGUGACUCAGCAAGUAGUGGAAGUGGAAAAAAUAACUCCCCUUCGCCAGCCCCACAGCAAUCGAAAACACAAGCGCCUGCAGUGUUAGUUGCAGCCCCAGUCCAUGCAUAUUUGUUUGUGAAUGGUGUGGCCCAGCCUCAAGGUCGUGUUAUGUGUUGUGUCUUGGGGAACCAUGCUGAGAAGAGUUUCCAGCUGCUCCUUUAUCGGUCAAAGCAAGAUCAUCUUACAAGAGCUAGGAUUCAUCAUCAGUUUAAUUUCACAGUCCAGCCAAAUAACUAUGUUAACUUUAGUGAUGAUCAGCAAAGGAGCUGGUCAGUUAUGAUAGAUGCUGCCCCUUAUGCUGAAUUAGUUAUUCAGGUUGGUGUGUGUCGAGCCUUGGCAGCGCAAACAGUAGAUAAAACACAAGUUACUCAGGAUGUGACAGUGGGGGAAGGACCAGUCUUACAAGAAGGGGACCAAAGCUCAAGUCUCAUUUUCCAAGUGGAGCAUUAUAAGUGGAAAGAAAGGAAAUCAGGCAGAAGAAACCAAGUCGGCCCAUCGGGUCAAGUUAAAAGAGGCAUUAAGCGGGUGGGAGUGUGGCCUUCUCGGGCUGCAGAAGAACGGUCGCAGAUUGAUUUUUCUUCUUGAGAAAAAGGUAAUUGAGACUGGAAUAGAAAUGAAGGGAUCCAUAGAUAUAUAGAGUGGUAGUACAAGAGGGAUAAUGAGAGAAAGUAGAUGAAGAAAGAAAAUAGUAGAGAAAGAACAAAAAAAGAAUGGGAAAAAGGAGAAAUGGUAAAAAAGAAAUGAUAUUAGAAAAAGAGAAAUUUUGAAAGGAGAAAGCUAGAGGUAGGUAGAGCAUAAGAGACUGGUAGGGUGAAAAGUAUAGAAAAAUAAAUUGCAGUAUUCCAAGGGGUAAAUUAGGGGUAAGGGCAAAAAGAGGAGUAGGGAUAAAGAGACAGAGAGACAGAGGGAUAGAGGGUUAU